Messenger RNA from Melitaea cinxia (Glanville fritillary), 615 nucleotides. RefSeq lists its product as uncharacterized. Bases 1 to 615 code for a protein of 204 amino acids. Gene Ontology annotation, molecular function: nucleic acid binding. The transcript has a single exon. The record is from RefSeq and is a predicted model, not a curated record. NCBI's taxonomy places the organism in Eukaryota, Metazoa, Arthropoda, Insecta, Lepidoptera, Nymphalidae.
AUGAAUAAAGAUAAUUUUACAAAAUGGGUUACGGAGAAGUUGAUUCCUAAUCUUACAAAACCUUCUCUAAUUGUCAUGGACAACGCCAAGUACCAUUCUGUACAACUAAACAAACCACCUACACAAGCCGACCGUAUUGCUGUUAUAAAAGAAUGGCUUCAAUCAAACAAUAUCCCUUACGACAAUAAUUGUCGUAAAUGUAAAUUACUGGAAGCAGUGAAAAAUUAUAAGUCUGAACCUAAAUAUCAGAUAGAUGAGAUUUUAAAAUCACACGGCCACGAAGUCUUGAGGCUCCCACCAUAUCAUUGUACGUUAAACCCCAUAGAAUUAAUCUGGGGAAUAAUGAAACAAAAAGUUGCGGGUAAAAACGUCAAUAGACCUGCAAGUGAUAUAAAAUCUUUAACAGAAGAAGCUUUUUCUCAAAUAGGGAUCGAUAAAUGGCGAAAAUCUUGUGAACAUGUAAUAAAAAUUGAAAAUCAGCUCAUAGAACAGGAUCGAUUAAUUGAGAUGCAGGAGGAAUUUUAUAAUCAACACUUACAAAACAUUGACCCUUUUGGCUGCUCAAUAAGUAUUUAUAAGAGGAGUGUACGACAGCAGCUGAUGGAAAUAUUAUAA